AUGAACCAAACUGUCUUGCAUAGCACUGUAUUUUUCACUGCGUAUGGACCCCCAGGCCCACUCAACUACGCAGCUUUUUUCUUAACAUUUUUGCUUUUCUUCAUUACAAUAUUUUCCAACAUCAGUCUCAUGCUUGUCAUCUACUUAGAAUCACACUUACACAAGCCUAUGUACAUAUUUCUGUUCAACUUGGCGGUGAAUGGACUGAUUGGGUGUUUAUCCGUCUGUCCGAAGAUCAUGGACAAUCUUGUUAAUGACAUAAAGGACAUCUCUCACAAAGGUUGUUUAUUGCAGGUGUUUUUCAGCAGUGUAUAUGCAACGUGUGCUUACGUUAUUCUAGCAGUGAUGGCAUAUGACAGGUAUGUCUCAAUUUGUAAGCCAUUGCAAUAUCAUAGCAUUAUGACCCCUUCUAAAGUGAAGAUGUUGGUAGCAUUGGUAUAUUUUAUUCCCAUAACUAUGCUUGCUUUUCAAAUAUUUAUCACUUCUAGGCUGCCUGUGUGCAGCCACAAUAUCAACAAGCUUUUUUGUGAUAAUUUAGCAGUUGUUAAACUCUCCUGUGUUGAAAGUGCACUGAGUAACCUGUAUGGUAUAUGUGUGAUAGCAAGUCUAGUGGUUUUACCUUUUGUGUUAGUUGUGCUCUCAUACAUCAAAAUAUUACUUGUUUGCUUGAAAGUCUCAAAGGAGUCACGAACUAAGGCUUUUAAUACGUGUACUCCCCACUUGAUCACUUUCAUCAACUUCUCUACAGCCAUCCUUUUUUCUGUUAUUUACAACAGGCACAGCACAGUUAGCAAGGAGGUUAAUGUAUUAAUAUCAGUACAGUUCAUUCUUUUCCCGCCACUGGUACACCCUAUCAUAUAUGGUAUUAGGACCAAGGAGAUCAGAACAUGUAUUACAAAAAUUAUAAGAACAAAAAUCUUUCCUAACUCUCUUGAUUUUCCUCAUCUAAAAUCUGAACGUAAACUGGUACCAAUUAUGACUUUAGAUGGUACAGCAGCAGGGCAAGGGUUGCCGGUUUGAAUCCCAGGUAUCACAAGAACUUAUGACAGAAUGUGAGCCGCCAGAACUGAAUGUUUUGAUCAUCAACCUAAUCUCUUGUUUCUCCUUUGUAUUGCAUUUUUUGUGUGAAUUAUUAUGCAUUUUGUUAAGCCUAUUUUACUGUAGGAAAGUCAAAUAAGGGAUGGUGCUGUGUCACUGACCCGAUGUCCUUCCAAUUUAGCAUUUCA
Oncorhynchus tshawytscha (Chinook salmon) is the source of this 1226-nucleotide messenger RNA. Its product is annotated as olfactory receptor 52K2-like. Gene Ontology annotation, molecular function: olfactory receptor activity; G protein-coupled receptor activity. Gene Ontology annotation, cellular component: membrane. The coding region runs from base 1 to 1020 and encodes 339 amino acids. Gene Ontology annotation, biological process: G protein-coupled receptor signaling pathway. The record is from RefSeq and is a predicted model, not a curated record. The transcript has a single exon. NCBI's taxonomy places the organism in Eukaryota, Metazoa, Chordata, Actinopteri, Salmoniformes, Salmonidae.